UGAGAAAUCGGCACUUUACUAUCGACUGUUAACCAGCUGGGAGUAAAAACCGAACAAACAGGGCAACAUGUUUUUAGAAACAGAGUGCGGAAUUUGCUACCGAACUUACAACGCAGGUUUGCGGUGUCCCCGUCAGCUGAGCUGCAAACACACGUUUUGUGAACGAUGCUUGGCGACGCUCGCGCAGUCAAACGAGAUCCCCGAUCCGCGGAUACAGUGUCCGCUGUGCCGAACCAUCACGUCGCUGUCAGACGCUACGAUCAAAGACAAGCUGCCGGUAAACGAGGACAUUUUGGAACGGUUGGUAAAGGCUGCCAGUUUGGAGGGAUUGGCGGACGACGACGAAGAGUUUGAGGAGCCGAAUCAGGACGCAACCUGCCCGCGUAAAGAAGAAAGUUCGCCCCCGAGAACUCCAAGAGGGCGUCUGAUGAGAUCCAUCCGGCGCCUCUGUAAAAAAAUCAUAGGGGACGAUCGCACAAACUGUAUGACGGAUGAGGAUUUAAGGGACCUGGCAAUGAUGUCCUGUUAUAUGACGUAAUCAAGACCAAGGUUUUAAAUCAUUGAAUGUCAAAGACUAUUGUGAAGCGAUAAUAUUAUUUGGAAGAAUCAGUGUGGGACCGUUUGAAUGAAAGAUCAUUGUGGUGCUGGAGACGUGCUGUUUGUUUUUGGGCGGGACACGUCGCCUUGGCAACAAAACUCUGAGAUCACUACAGCUCAACCCACGAACAAACAACAACAUAGAAACGAUGCGAACAUCUUUAAACGUUUCUUCAGCACCUUAAAACUGAGCUCUUUUUUAAUGACAUGAACAACACUGCCUAUUUAUUCUUCAUUCAGGAUUUUGUCA
This is a messenger RNA of Paramisgurnus dabryanus, 847 nucleotides long. The record is from RefSeq and is a predicted model, not a curated record. NCBI's taxonomy places the organism in Eukaryota, Metazoa, Chordata, Actinopteri, Cypriniformes, Cobitidae.